GGUUAUUAAAGGACCAAACCAAUUUCUUUUUCUUCUGCACUCUCUCUUUCUCUCACCCAACAACUAAAGGGCGGGGUUAGUUGUUUAAUUUGGUUUCCUUUUAUUGGAUGAAGACAAUCAUGGCUAAGAGUAUCCAAGAUUCUCCCUCCAAGAGGCACUUCCAUUGGACAACCAAAGUUAGCAAUGAAGAAGAAGAAAAUCCCAGCCCCUCAGAUACAAAGAGUAGUGAUGUUAAACAAGAAGAAGAUCCCAAAAAGAUUGUUUCCCCAUUGAAACCUCAUCAAGACCAAGAAUCUUCUUCUUCUUCUGCGGCGGGUACAAGCAGGCAAGGCAGGGCGGUUUCCAGGCUGAAAUCCGUGGUGAGUUCAAUUCGGAUGAACAGAAUAAUGCAAUUGCUGAUGAAGCAGCGGCGCCGCCUUGGAACCAAGGUGGUCGGCACUCUUUUCGGGUACCGGCGGGGCGGGAACCUGCAUUUCGCGGUCCAGAAAGAGUCCGCAUCGGAGCCGGUUUUCUUGGUUGAAUUGGCCGUCCCAAUUUCCGGGCUGGUUCGGGAAAUGGCGUCUGAUCUUGUCCGGAUUACUCUGGAAUGCGACAAGGGUGAGAGGACUAAAGGGCUCUUAGAUGAGGCUGUUUGGAGGACGUAUUGUGAUGGGAAGAAGUGUGGGCUCGCGAAUCGGCGUGAAUGUGGGGCGAAAGAGUGGGAGAUUUUGAAGUCCGUUGAGCCUAUUUCUAUUGGUGCCGGCGUGUUGAGAAUAGAGAAUAGCGACGGAGGAGACGGCGGCGGGUUCUCAGCCGCCGGGGAAAUCAUGUACUUGAGAGCCACGUUUGAGAGGGUUGUUGGGUCUAGAGAUUCAGAGGCAUUCUAUAUGAUGGACCCAGACACUAAUGGAGCUCCAGAACUUGGUCUUUACCUGCUCAGAGUUUAAGAUAAUAGUUGCCCGCCCUGGUUUAAAGUGGACAGAUCUUUUGUGCCCUUGUGCUGAGCCUCGUAAUUUAUCAAUGUUCUAUCAGAUCUUUAGAAUUGAAAAUUCAACCUGUUGAGAGAAGAAUAAUAGUAGUAACAUUCUAUUUAGUUAAGGAAAGGAGAUCCAUCUAGUAAUCUCCGAUGUUCAUUUUUAUGUUUUGUCUUUCCUUUUUUUCAUUUUUAUGUGUAUUUUUCGUGAUCAUACAACGCAGAAGAAUGUGAUGUUAAUAUAUUUGGGGGAAUGGAAAAUACUUUAGUAUUAUUAUUGCAC
This is a messenger RNA of Ipomoea triloba (trilobed morning glory), 1235 nucleotides long. Its product is annotated as protein MIZU-KUSSEI 1-like. The transcript has a single exon. Gene Ontology annotation, biological process: hydrotropism. Lineage: Eukaryota; Viridiplantae; Streptophyta; Magnoliopsida; Solanales; Convolvulaceae. Bases 108 to 926 code for a protein of 272 amino acids. The record is from RefSeq and is a predicted model, not a curated record.